Paramecium sonneborni is the source of this 406-nucleotide messenger RNA. Lineage: Eukaryota; Ciliophora; Oligohymenophorea; Peniculida; Parameciidae. The record is from the annotation of a GenBank genome assembly.
AUGUUUUUAAAGGUACAACACGCAUAACUGAUUAAAGUAGCAGCUAAAACAUUGUCAUUCAAUUAACUUCUAUUAAAUCAUUAUCUCCAAAUGACUUAGUAAUUUAGCCAUAUGAUAUUUUAAAAGUCAAUAUUAGAUAUACUCCAUCUUCACUUGAUUAAAUAGAAUAAUCUGAAAUUAUUUUUACAUCUCCAAUUCUCCAAUUGGAAAAUGGCAUUAUUUAGUGUUCAGUAAUGGUUUACCACCAACUAAAUUUCCAUCCACUACUGUAAGUAUAGGAUUAAAUAAAGAUUAUGGUUCUGUUGUACAUUUUAAAAAUCCAUUUAAAGAUUCAAUUAUUGUAAUUAAAUUGGAAACAGAAGGACAUAAUAAAGAAGUUUUUAAAUUAUUAAAUAGUAAAAAUGAU